AUGGUCUCUGCAUUUGAAGAUCACGUGGCUGCUGUCACUAGAAACUACUACGUCAACCCACGUCUCGACUACAGAACCGUGACUGGUGUCAACGGUCCAUUGGUCAUUCUCGAGAACAUCAAGGGACCAAAGUUCUCAGAGAUUGUCACUUUGACUUUGGGCGAUGGCACUCAGAGAAAGGGACAGGUGCUGGAGAUCAGUGGCAAGAGAGCCGUCGUACAGGUGUUCGAGGGUACCAUCGGUAUCGAUGCCAAGCACACCCGUUGUGAGUUCUCUGGUGACAUUCUCAAGAUGCCAGUCAGUGAGGACUCUUUGGGCCGUAUCUUCAACGGUUCCGGUAGACCAGUCGACAAGGGUCCACCCGUCCUUGCCGAGGACUACCUGGAUAUCCAGGGUCAGCCAAUCAACCCAUCCGUCAGAGUGUACCCAAGAGAGAUGAUUCAAACCGGUAUCUCUGCCAUCGACACCAUGAACUCCGUGGCUCGUGGCCAGAAGAUUCCAAUUUUCUCUGCUGCCGGUCUUCCACAUAAUGAGAUUGCCGCCCAAAUCUGUCGUCAAGCAGGUCUGGUCAAGAGAUCUGGAAAGGGUGUCAACGACGACCAUGAUGACAACUUUGCCAUUGUGUUCGCAGCUAUGGGUGUUAACAUGGAGACUGCCUCCUUCUUCAAGAGAGACUUUGAGGAGUCUGGUUCAAUGGAGAGAACCACCCUGUUCCUCAACUUGGCCGAUCACCCAACGAUCGAGCGUAUCAUUACCCCACGUCUGGCCCUGACCACCGCCGAGUACUUGGCCUACCAGUGCGAGAAGCACGUGUUGGUCAUCUUGACUGACAUGUCGUCGUACGCCGACGCUCUUCGUGAGGUGUCUGCCGCCCGUGAGGAGGUGCCAGGUCGUCGUGGUUACCCAGGUUACAUGUAUACUGAUCUUUCCACCAUCUACGAGCGUGCCGGACGUAUCGCUGGCCGUAACGGAUCGAUCACUCAGAUCCCUAUCUUGACAAUGCCCAACGACGAUAUUACCCAUCCAAUCCCCGAUCUGACUGGAUACAUUACAGAGGGACAGAUCUACGUCGAUCGUCAGAUCAACAACAGACAGAUCUACCCACCCAUCAACGUGCUGCCAUCGCUGUCUCGUCUAAUGAAGUCGGCUAUCGGUGACGACAUGACCCGUGGCGACCACUCUGAGGUCUCCAACCAGAUGUAUGCCAACUACGCCAUCGGCAAGGAUGUCCAGGCCAUGAAGGCCGUCGUCGGAGAGGAGGCUCUUUCCUCGGAGGACAAGCUGUACCUGGAGUUCUUGGAGAAGUUCGAGGGCAAAUUCAUCCAGCAGAAUCACUACGACAACAGAGACAUCUUUACCAGUUUGGAGAUUGGUUGGUCGUUGCUGCGUACCUUCCCACCCACCCUGCUCAAGCGUAUCACCGACAAGACCAUCAAGGAGUACUAUUCACGUCAAGGCAGUGACAAGGGUACCGUCGACAGCUCAUAA
Messenger RNA from Acytostelium subglobosum LB1, 1488 nucleotides. RefSeq lists its product as hypothetical. Gene Ontology annotation, biological process: proton transmembrane transport; ATP metabolic process. Gene Ontology annotation, molecular function: proton-transporting ATPase activity, rotational mechanism; ATP binding. Gene Ontology annotation, cellular component: proton-transporting V-type ATPase, V1 domain. Bases 1 to 1488 code for a protein of 495 amino acids. The transcript has 3 exons. The record is from RefSeq and is a predicted model, not a curated record. NCBI's taxonomy places the organism in Eukaryota, Evosea, Eumycetozoa, Acytosteliales, Acytosteliaceae.